Messenger RNA from Solanum verrucosum, 1782 nucleotides. RefSeq lists its product as uncharacterized. The transcript has a single exon. The record is from RefSeq and is a predicted model, not a curated record. Lineage: Eukaryota; Viridiplantae; Streptophyta; Magnoliopsida; Solanales; Solanaceae. Gene Ontology annotation, cellular component: cytoplasm. Bases 209 to 1714 code for a protein of 501 amino acids.
AUAUAUUUAGGUAUUUGGGUCGACGGCAAUUUGCAGGGCCUAUACAACCGCCGCUUACCUCCCCGCCGGUGGUUAUUUUCCGGCGAAGCACCCAGCAACUCGAUCAGUAAGGUCCUAAGUUUGUUUCUGAAAAAAAUAGUGUACAGGUAUGCUUAUGUAGCUGUUUUUGGUGUUUCAUCUUGCAUCUAUUGUGAUUCAUUCACUAUUAAUGGCCUUAAAGCUUACUGAAAGAGGAAUCCAUGAAGCUGAUAAUCCAAUUGAAGUGUCUUUUAGAGAAGCUUUUGAACUUCUUAAAUCCCAACUAAACCCACCAUUUACCUUAAAAGUGCUAACACAAGAGGAAUACUCAAAUCUGAAUAAAGCUAUAAUCUUUGGCAUUUUAUCCCAACCCAAUUUAGCUGAAGUUCAUAUUAAGCACCUACAUGCAAUUAUUAUUGAUGGGUAUGAAUUGUUUACUUGUAUGCUUGUCAAGAUUGUUGAUGAGUUGUAUGUAAAAUUGCUUGACUCAGUGAAAAUUCAGCUUAUAUGGGUUACUAAAGAGAUGUUGAAUGUAUUGGCUAUAGGAUUUGAUAAAUUGUUGGUGGCUCUUUUAAGGCAAAUUGUAGGUGGGGAUUUUAGUGAGGGAAAUUCGUGGUUGUGUUUGGAGAUGGUUGCACUGUUUUUAGCCAAUUGGGAUUGUUUAUUAGAGGAAGAACCAUUGAUUUUGAAUAAGGGGUUGUAUGUGUUCCUUCGAUUAUUGGCGGAUCAUUAUAGAGUACCAAGUAAUCCAAUGGUUGAUGGAUUGAAGAGAAUGGAGGUUGUAUACUGUGUUCGACUUUUGAGGGAACAAUUUCUUUUGUGUUUGAAGAUAGGGAGGGACUUAAUUAGGCUUUUGCAAGACUUGGUUCAUAUACCUGAGUUUAAAGCCAUAUGGAAAGACUUGCUAUUGAAUCCAAGACAGUUUGGGGUGGAUGGAUUUAGAGAUAUUUCACAAAUUUACCACACAAAAACUCCAAGUUCGUACUUUUUGCUUCGAGUAACUCCUGAAAUGGAAACAAAAUUGAGGUUUUUGCUUACACAUGUCAAGUUGGGUAGUCAAAAGAGGUACCAGGUUUGGUUCGCUAAGAAGUUCCUCGGAGUACCUGGGAGUGAAGUCAUUUUAAUCGACAUUGUUAGGUUUAUAUGCUGUUCAGUUCAUCCAUCCAGUGAAAUAAUGCAACCAGAUAUCUUACCCAGAUGGGCUGUGAUUGGUUGGCUAUUGACGUCGUGCAGGAAGAGUUAUGUCGAAGCAAACUUGAAGCUUGCGUUGUUUUAUGAUUGGCUUUUCUAUGAUGAAACCACUGAUAAUGUAAUGAACAUUGAGCCUGCAAUUCUUUUGAUGGUGAACUCUAUACCCAAUUAUAUUGAAGUUACCCGUACUCUUCUCGAGUUCCUACUAAUUGUGGUUGACAACUAUGAUAUUGAGAGGAAGGAGAUAGUCUCCAAAGGGGUGUCAACAGCUCUUUCUACACUAGUUAAAAGAGGAAUUGUCAGUUCACUUGAUGUUUUGACUCGCUCUGACAUGAUAGCACCAGUCCAUAGGGAAAUGUUUGGGAAAUUGGUAUUGGUCAUGCAAGGUAUCCAUUCCAAAAAAAUAGGAUCAGCCAGUAUCGUCCAUGAUAUGUCACCACCACCUAGCCAUUUGCCCUCAUCAAGCUUGGGAUCCCAACAUUCUAACAGGGUGAACUGUAAUUAAUUGUGUCAUCACAGGCAUAUCCAAGGAAGAUCUGUUGAUGCUUCACUUUCGCCUCCCAAAGAAUUACU